Molecule: messenger RNA, 936 nt
Organism: Bathycoccus prasinos
Lineage: Eukaryota; Viridiplantae; Chlorophyta; Mamiellophyceae; Mamiellales; Bathycoccaceae
Exons: 1
Coding region: 1-936 (311 amino acids)
Source: RefSeq, a predicted model, not a curated record
AUGGGAAAAAGAGGAAAAGGAGGUUACGACGCGGAUAAAAACGGACCGUGGAUUUUCAAAGGGAAAGCGUUGUACCAACUGCAUUUGGUCAAAGUCUCGGAGGCGAUCAAAUCCGUCCCGAGCGAUCUUCAAUUAGUCUCGUUGUUCGGGUACACUUUAGGCGGCGUAUAUUUGGCGAGGUAUUCGGAGUCGCCGUGCGGCGCGUUCGACGAGUUGGUCGUUUUAGGAGGUUUGGUGUGGAAUAAACCGCUCUCGUGCGCGUGGGCGAGUCGGGUGUACGUGAACAACGAGGCGGCGAGGAAACACGGGGUGAAGACGUGCGGGUUGCCCAGUCGGAGGGCGGAUUUUAAUAGCGCGGUAGUUGUAGGGAACGACGACGGAAAUGGCGGCGAGAAAAAGAAGAAGCAGUUGAGAAGUUUGGCGACGAUUUUGUUGCCUGGAUUUGGGAGUUUGCAGACGACGGGAACGAUGAAUAGGAAUAGCAAUACGAACAGCAGCAGAACGCACCAUCCUUGGUGGCGACGAGAGGAAGAUGAAGAACAAUAUCAUAAUCAACAACAACAUCAUAAUCAUCAUCAUCAUUCUCACGUCGUCGACGUCUCCGAGAGUAAGAACUCAAAAUGUUGCACGAUGCGCUUACCGAUGGCGCCGAAGAAAAUAGUCUCGCCGCGAAUCAAAAUGUUUUUACCUUCGUUCAGCGGCCGAACGAAAACGUGCCCAGAGUUGAUGAAGUACUCUUUGGAGAUGAACGCGAACGUGCGCGUGUCCAAACCGAUCGAAAUGAUGGACGAUGAUGACAACGACGAAAAUGUUGCAAAGAAGGGGAAGACGAACGACGUCUUGAAUGGUGUCUUUAAAGGCAAACCGGUCGUCUGCAUCGCGUUCGAGAACAUGCACAUGUCAGUCGGGAAACCCAUGAAGUUUGAUUUAGUUUAA